Molecule: messenger RNA, 1635 nt
Organism: Leptomonas pyrrhocoris
Lineage: Eukaryota; Euglenozoa; Kinetoplastea; Trypanosomatida; Trypanosomatidae
Exons: 1
Coding region: 16-1635 (539 amino acids)
Biological process (GO): 7-methylguanosine mRNA capping
Molecular function (GO): methyltransferase cap1 activity
Source: RefSeq, a predicted model, not a curated record
GUUGUCCGCACAGCAAUGGGCGGCGGUAGCUACCAGAAGCGAAAGCGGCAGCGACAAGAGCUGCUGAACGACUUGUACACCUCCGCGCUCUCCUCUUCCACUGCGGAGUUGACCAGAGGCAAGCUAACGAAUCGUAAAGUCUAUCAUUACCCCUCCACGCUACCUUUCCCAGUGUUGCUCGAUGACGACUUUCCGGCGGAGCAGUACCGGUCGCGCAACUCCGACAUCAAAAGCGCUAUUCAUUGGGGACAGCGCAAGUUGCUCCUCUCGGAAAUCCAGCUGUUGUGCAUGUACUGCAAGCCAGAUGUGUCCUACCACAUUGUCUACGCAGGCUCAGCCCCGGGCACCCACCUCGCCUUCCUCGACGAAAUGUUUGCGUGCCGCCACACGUGGGAGCUGAUUGACCCCGGCCAGUUUGAUCGUCCAGUGCUGGAGCCGCGCACGAACUUUUGGCUGCGCAACGAGUUCUUCACCAACGCCACCGCCUACGACAUCAACGCGCGUCGGCUAGAGGAAGUGCUCCCGGCGCUUGGGUUUGUGUAUCGCCACAUCGCCAUCGAGAGCGUGCGAGAGGAGAAGAAGGCGAUUCACGAGAAGCUGCAGGGCAUCGUUGGCACGCUCGAUGUGGCGCGUGGCACGGAGGAUAUCCCCGCCAUGUACGAGCCGCCGCUGUCGUUGCCGAAAGGGCUGGAGCUGCUGGCCCAGGUGGGUCUUGAGCGGAACAAGCCGCUGUUGUUUGUGUCCGACAUCCGCUCCGGCAGUGUGGCGCUGCCCAACUUCGAAGAUCACGUGGCGGAGAACAUGCGGGCGCAGGAGUGCUGGACGAACAUCCUACACGGUGUCUACAGUAUGCUGAAGUUCCGCCUCCCGUACACAAGCAAGUCGACCGCGUUUGGUGGCCAGGGGCAGGUGAAGGAGACACGACUGAUUCGCGAGGACGGCACGGUGCCCUACCUACGCGGGGACAUGCUCUUACCCAUCUGGACCCGGCCCACCAGCACAGAAGGCCGUCUUGUGGUUCCGCAAGGCGCCUUUCAAAAAGCAUACAACGUGGCCCAGGUGGAGAACCAGUUUUUCUUUUUCAAUGCCAAGGUGCGGGAGCAGGUACACUUCAACCACCUCAUCCUCGGCGACGACGAGCUCGACCACCACUACGACGCCGCGGCGGAGGUGCACUGCCUCACCACGUACCUGCGCUUCAUGCAGCCGGUGUUGCAGACCGCCAGCGAGGACGACCUUCGCAAGGCGAUACUGCGUGUGUCGCACUCAAUCACGGAGCACCUGGGGGUCGCCUUCGAAGAUGCGAUCCGCCGUCGCGACGCUUUGAUGAUCAAACAAGCCGCGAAGAGCUCCGAAGGCGGUGCGGCCGGUCGCCGAGAGGAGGCGGAUGCGGAGGAGGAGGCCGAGGAGGAAGAAGGAAACGCAAGCCGACAAGAAAAGCCGGAAAGCACGGCCACCGCCGCUGCUGCGCCGCUGGCGAGCGCGGCGCCGUCGGAGUGGGAGCAGACGACGCGUUUUAUGGUGCGUCUUGCCGCCUACGAUCGCACUCGACUCGUGUGGGAGCGGAACGUGGAAGAGGGUGCGUUUCAGAAGCGAAGCGGAUUCUGGGUGACGACAAAAAUGCCACAAGGCUGA